This is a messenger RNA of Symbiodinium sp. CCMP2592, 256 nucleotides long. The record is from the annotation of a GenBank genome assembly. Lineage: Eukaryota; Dinophyceae; Suessiales; Symbiodiniaceae.
AUGAUCGUGAUCGUCGUCAUGAGCUUGCUAAUGCGUUUCGCGGCCAGCCCAGAUCGUCAGCAGCGUCAAGUUGAUGCAGCGCCUGCAUCGUCGAGAUGUAGAUGGCACAUGAAUGACUCUCCAGGUGGCCUCCUGCAGCUCAUAGCCUUCAACAAUCUUUCUGACGAGGGCCGCGCAAUCUUCCUCCCGGCCACAGGUCGUAACUUCAGUGAUGUUGAGAGGUUUGCUGUUCUCCAGACCAGGACUUCUUUGCAUA